AUGAUCUUUUUCCGCUCCUUGCCGCUCCUUCUGGCUGCUUUUGUUGCGAACGCUUGUGCAGCGAACCCCCUGGCGACCAAAGAUCAACGUGAUAUUGACGAGCUAUCAAUCGCGCUCUACAAGACCCACCAGUUUGACUCCCUGAAGCAGGAUGCCAGGAACCAGUACAUCAAGACCCUGAAGAAGUACCAUGUCCCGAUCACCAAACAGGUCAACACGGAUAUCGACCUAGCCAUGGACGAGCUGCUCUUCAACACGAUCCAAAAGUCGGCGAACGGCGACCCUGGCAACCCGAAGCUGACGUGGACCGAUACGGCGGCUCGUACGCACGAUUGGUUCGGCCUCAACGUGCCGGGCAGCCGUUACUCGUACGACAACCCGGACUGUUUCUACCGCGUGGUGCCGAUCAGCGACAAGUACAGCUACAAGCUGCAUGGCCGCCGCUACAACAACGGUACCGCCGACUCGUCGUUCUCGCUGAUUAGCAACCCGAACUCCCAGGGCACGGUCCACGCGAUCUACGGCAAGGAUAUCCAGGUGAACGACGACGGCACCUAUACCAUCACCAUCGACUCGUCCGACUCCAAGAACCCGAACCAUCUGAAGAGCGACUGGCGCGUGGUUCAGCUCUUUAUUCGCCACAACGUGGGCGACUGGAGCAAAGAGACCCCGGACGAGCUCACGAUCGAAGUGACCAAGAAGCCGAACCCGAAGGACGUCAAGCCUUUCACCAACGCCUCCAUCAUUGCUGCCACCAAGAACAACCUGAAGCAGUCCACCUUCUUUUACGGAUUCGGCGCCUUGGACUUUAAGACCUUUAGCCUGAAGACGAACGAGGUCAAGACGCCCCAGCAGUCGCAGUGGCUGGGUACGCUUACCUCGCAGGCCCAGUCCUUUGGCCACUACAACCUCUCGGACGACGAGGCGCUGGUCGUCACCCUGACCAAGGGCAAGGCGGACUACUUUGUGGUCCCGGCGUGCACGGUGGGCUUGAUCACCACGCACCCGGGCAAGCAGCAGGUCAGCCUGAACAACUACCAGUCGGUCCAGAACAAGAACGGCACGUACACCUACGUCUACUCGAAGGAGGACCCGGGCGUGCACAAUUGGAUCGACACCUCGGGCCGCCCGCAGGGUGUGACCAUGGUCCGCUGGCAGGGUCUUGCGACCAGCGGCAACAGCGACAAUGGAAUUCGCGUGCAGUCUCAGGUGGUCAAGCUCAACCAGCUCUCGCACGUCCUUCCUAGUGACACGAAGCGCGUCUCGUCGAGCGAGCGCAAGCGUCAGCUCCAAAAGCGGUUGUCGGACUACAACCGCCUGCAUUACCAGUAA
Molecule: messenger RNA, 1332 nt
Organism: Malassezia japonica
Lineage: Eukaryota; Fungi; Basidiomycota; Malasseziomycetes; Malasseziales; Malasseziaceae
Exons: 1
Coding region: 1-1332 (443 amino acids)
Source: RefSeq, a predicted model, not a curated record